AUGGACGGUUACAAAAUGGAAACGAUUCUUGGUGGUCGAGCUCCAACUCAACAAUUAUUUCACAAGCAAUCAGGAGCGGGUGGCGCAUGGGAGAUUCAUGGUCCACAACCAGCCAUUUUUAAAUGUGUUGAUCAAGGUCUGUUUCAUGGAGAUGUGUUGGAUAUUGGAUCAGGUGUUGAGGAUAAUGCCCAAUAUAUAGCCACACACAGUAACUCCAACGUUAUUUGUAUUGAUAUGGUUCCUCUAGCUCUUCAAGUAACAAAAGCCCACCUGGCCAAUGUCUCUGAAUCAAAUCGUCAGUUUGCUCUUGUUAAUAUUCUUGAACCAACUGACUCGUCGAGUCGACUAUAUAAUCAUCUAUUUGAUGUUAUUUUGGAUUCCAAUCUUUUCCAUUGUUUUUCAGAUGAACAUCGUUUAGUCUACAUGGAACGAUUGAAACAGUUAGUCAAGCCAAAUGGUCUCUACAUUCAACUCGUUUUCAGUGAAAAAGAAACAUGUACAGAUAGACCAAAAAGAAUCAGACAAGCAGAUAUUGAACAACUGUUUUCACAACAGAAUGGCUGGUAUAUUGAAUCAAUGGAAGACGUCUUCUAUGAUACCACUGCUAAUAUUAUAGAUGGUCAAGGACGUGUUUAUUUGACAUUAGUCGGACGAAUAUAA
Molecule: messenger RNA, 660 nt
Organism: Didymodactylos carnosus
Lineage: Eukaryota; Metazoa; Rotifera; Eurotatoria; Philodinida; Philodinidae
Source: the annotation of a GenBank genome assembly